Trifolium pratense (red clover) is the source of this 594-nucleotide messenger RNA. RefSeq names its product agamous-like MADS-box protein AGL80. NCBI's taxonomy places the organism in Eukaryota, Viridiplantae, Streptophyta, Magnoliopsida, Fabales, Fabaceae. The transcript has 2 exons. The coding region runs from base 1 to 594 and encodes 197 amino acids. Gene Ontology annotation, molecular function: DNA binding; protein dimerization activity. The record is from RefSeq and is a predicted model, not a curated record.
AUGGUUGUUGUGUUGUUUCCUUCAACUGUUUGGAAAGAUAUGCUUAAGACCAAUGUUUUAAAAAACAAACAGGAAGUUGAACCAAUGAGUCCUUCUGGUUCAUGGUUCAACUGGUUAAACUGUUUACUGAAGAAGGUGAAUGAACUCAGCACUCUUUGUGGGGUAGAAGCAUGCAUUAUAAUCUAUCCUGAAAACAGUGCUCAGCCAGAUAUUUGGCCACCUGGUCUGAGAACAAGAAAUGUGUUAGGAAAGUUCAUGAGUUUGCCCGAACUUGAAAGAAACAAAAAGAUGCUAGACUCGGAGGGUUUCGCGAAUCAAACCCUAGAGAAAACUCAAAAGAUAUUGAUGAAACAAAUUGAGAAAAACCAGAAGAAAUCUGGCAUUUUUAUUAGUGAUACCUAUAAGAAUCUAGAAUGUGAUACUAGAGAUCUCAACAUUAAUGAAGCCAAUAAUUGGAAGGGGUUUAUUGAGAAGAGACUGAAUGAAGUCGAACAAAAGUUGAUUUCGAUAAAAAUUCAAGCUGAAGAGGAGACUGAGAAUGGAAUUGAAGCUGUCAAUGGAAUAGCUAAUCUGGGUCAUGUUGCUGAUGCGUAA